Molecule: messenger RNA, 1890 nt
Organism: Wyeomyia smithii (pitcher-plant mosquito)
Lineage: Eukaryota; Metazoa; Arthropoda; Insecta; Diptera; Culicidae
Product: zinc finger protein 37 homolog
Exons: 4
Coding region: 125-1744 (539 amino acids)
Biological process (GO): regulation of DNA-templated transcription
Cellular component (GO): nucleus
Molecular function (GO): zinc ion binding; DNA-binding transcription factor activity, RNA polymerase II-specific; RNA polymerase II cis-regulatory region sequence-specific DNA binding
Source: RefSeq, a predicted model, not a curated record
AUUUUUCCGGUUUUUCGAGCAGUUGCAGACAUUUUUCAAAAACAUCUGGCAUCUCUGUUGCUUCGAAAUGGAAUAAUCUUCACAUAACGAAAUUUUGAAUUAUUCAAAAUUCUCUUCAAACAUCAUGGAUUUCGAGAAAAUAUGCCGCCUGUGCUGUGAGGAAAAGUCCCAAAUGCAGUCACUGUUCGUCCAAUCCGAUCAACACUUCUGGAAAGACAUUUUUUCGAAAAUUCUUCAAAUAAAUAUUGACAAAAAGGAUGGUUUACCACAGAGUAUAUGCAGUAACUGUAUGACCGUCAUGGAAAAUAUUCAAGAAACAAUUGAACAGUUUCGUGCUAAUGAUAAUAUGCUUCGGGAGAAGUUGCGUGAAGCUUUUGUACCCGCAAUUAAAACCGAAGUAGUUGAAAUCGAAGAUGAACCCAGAACAGAAAUUUUUCAAAUUGAAAUAAACACUGAUGAUACUGAUAUUAAAGAUGAACCCUAUUCUUCACAAGAUGAAUUAAAUCUAGUGGAAAAAGAUGAAGCUAUCGAAAGUUUGCAAGAGUCUGAUUCAAAGCUCGAUGAUCCCAACUGGUCGCAAAGCAGUGAAGAGAAACCUGUAAAGAAACGGAGGAAGCGCCAGCCUAAAGAUCCAAACGAAGUGAAACCAGUCGGUCGUAGACGGCGCAAGAAAGAUCCAAAUCUUCCCCAUGUCAACGAUCACAAAUGCUACAUUUGCAAGAGCGAGUCGCUCGGUUCCAAUGAGGCGUUGUACAAUCAUUUAUACUGCCAUAAUGACCAACUGCCGUACACGUGUACCAUUUGCGUAAAGGAAGUCAUUGUUAUAGAUAACGUUUCUACGCUAAACAUUCACAAACGGAUGCACGAGCUGCCGGUGAAAUGCGAUCAUUGCGAUCGACGUUAUUUAACGAAAUAUACCUACGCACAGCACGUGCAGCGUGAUCAUUCGGGCGGAAAUGUUCCCUCCAAUUGCGAGCUAUGUGGCAAAGUGUGUCCUUCCAAAGUAUCCCUGCAGUAUCAUAUGUUAACGCAUACGAAAGCGGUCAGCUGCGAGUACUGUGGAAAAAUGUUCAGCCAGAAGCACAAACUCGAGCUGCACAUUAGGCGGAAGCACGGCGAGUCGACGAUGAUCGAAUGUCACAUCUGCAACAAAAAGCUAAAAAGUUUGGACUCACUAAGGUGUCACAUACAAAUCUAUCAUCUGAACCAGGAGUUUAAGUGUAGCUAUUGUGACAAAAGUUACGCUGCUGAAACUUCUCUAAGAUAUCACGAAAAAAAGCACGAACAAAACCCGGACUAUAAAUCGAGCAAAGAUUGGAGGCAGUACUACACUUUCGUCGAGGCGAGCUCCGGGUUGCAGAGCAGCGGGCGGCUGAAGAAGUGCAACCUUUGCCAGGAGGUGGUCAAGUCUAUUGGCGUCCAUCUGAAGAAUAUGCAUUUCAGCGACCCGUUCAGCUGUAAUCUGUGCGGCGCUGCCUUCAAGAGACGAGAUUUCUACGACAUGCACAUGCUAGAGCAUAAGCACGGCAAAAUGUACCAAUGUCCGAUCUGUAACAAGGAAUUUUACAUGAAACGUCUCCUGUUGGCACACCUUAAAACGCAAAAGCAUCGAGAUCAUCCGCUGGCAAAGAACCUAGACUGGCUGCUUGAGAAGGAAAUGAACGUCCGAGAACUGCUGAUAAUGGAAACCAAUAGUGCAGCCCAAGCGGCAGAAACAAACUCCGAAUCUGUGAGCAAAAUCUAAUAUCCUUUUUUGCUUUGAGUUUUUUCAGUGUCCACAAAAUUUUUAUCUUCAAAAAGUGAAUUAUUUUCUCUUAUUUCUAUCGAAUAUGCGCUUAUCAAUACGGCGUCGAUGUUAUAAAUAAAUCUAAUUGAAUAAAAAUAUUCAAA